AUGUACGACGCACAAUACCAUCCACCAAAUGCCGAUUUGCAGGCUUCCCUCAAAGGCCUACUUCUUGAUCUUCGGUCCUAUCGGGAAAUCAAGAGUUGGAAACAAGACGACUGGUCCGGUGACGGUGGUGGUAAGAUCACGGGUGCGGAUAAAGCCGGCGAUGACGGACUAAUGUCGAUAGACAUCGAAUACGUCGCAAGCGUGGCGGCAAUGGAAUGGAGCGUACCAGCGGACAAGGAAGAGGAGGUCAUGAAAUACUACAGAGAAGUCGUCGGCCCAACAAUAUCUAGUUCACCAGACGUACUGCGGUUUCGCCUCUUCGAGGUCGACAACGCAACAACGAUGCAGGGCGGAAAGUUCGAGACCAAAGACAAGAAAGAGCUACACAGAUACUUUACGCUCGUCGAGCUAGAGUCUGAGCAGUGGCCAUGGGACGUGGUCGUCGAUCUCGCGGAGGAUAAGGAAUGGAAGGACUACUUCGAGAGUCAGCAAGUAGUGAAAUGGCAACUUAGUCACUACUUGAUGAAGAGGGCGUAUGGCGUACCGGAAAGCAAGGCCUCUGCAUCGAGCUAA
Molecule: messenger RNA, 573 nt
Organism: Alternaria incomplexa
Lineage: Eukaryota; Fungi; Ascomycota; Dothideomycetes; Pleosporales; Pleosporaceae
Exons: 2
Coding region: 1-573 (190 amino acids)
Source: RefSeq, a predicted model, not a curated record